AUGACCGUUCCUUUAGUGCGAAAUCAAGCAGGCCAGCUUGCUCGAAUCAGGAGAUCCGUAAAAGAAAAGCGACAAGAGCAUACUGAACGACUUUUCAACUCUGCUGGUCGUGAGUUUUUGAUAGAGGUUGCUAUAGGAACACCUGCGCAGCGGUUCAAUGUUACCUUGGAUACAGGAAGUGCAACACUAUGGGUACCUUCCACCAACUGCUCCAUGCUAACCUGUCCUCACGAACGAUACAACGCAUCAGCCUCAUCGACAUUACAGCUGACCGGCACAGCAUUGCAGGUCGAGUACGGCAUAGGCAUGGCCAACGGCACGUAUGCCAUGGAUACUGUCAGUGUCGGAGGCCUGACCGUCCAAGAGCAGGCCAUUGGUUUGGCCAACGAGACCGAGGAUAUACUUGGCAGCUUUUCGGAAGGCUACAGCAACGGCAUCAUGGGCUUUGCGUUCCCUCAAAUGAACUCACUGCGCGGCAACAGCGAAGACGUGCCCUUUGUAUUCAAUUUGGCCAACAACAACCUGAUCCCUGAAGCAAUUUUUUCGAUCUAUCUCAACAGUCAGUUUCACUACGGCUAUUCGGGCGAGAUCAUGUUUGGCGGUAUCGACAAUUCAAAAUAUUCUGGCGAGAUCCAAUACGCCCCAGUCUUACCGUUUACAGUUGCUGACAAUGCGGGCCAAGUGAUUGAAAGCGCAUACCUUUACUGGACCGUUGCUGGUCUGGGCAUCCGGUCCUCAGCAGGCUACAACGGAAACUUCGAAUCGGUGCAAGCGUUUGUUCUGGACACGGGCACUACGCUGACGUACGUUCCAGAUACGGUCGCGAAUGAUUUGAUCCAGCACAUCACCCAACAGGAUCCACAGACCAUCUAUGAUGUCUUUAAUGGCGUCUAUCGUGUGGAUUGCUCAAUGGCGUCUCAAGCAGACCAGUACGUCGAGUUUACGGUCGCUACAUCGUUCCAAUCCCCCACCAGUAAUCCGCUGAAUCUGACGGUGCCCCUUCGGGAGUUGAUUAUCCCACUUGACGACGCAAGUACGCCAGAAGAAGCCAGCCAAUGUGCCUUUGGUAUUGCGCCGUUCCCUAGUCAAUCGUUGACCGAUUCCCCCAUCAACUUUAUCCUCGGAGAGUCCGUUCUACGUUCUUUCUACACCGUUCAUGAUAUGGGCCUGCGUCGUAUUGGAAUUGCUUCUUCUAUACCAAGUGGUGAUAAUAACGACUCAGCCAAUGAGGACAAUGGUUCCAAUGGCAGCGCCGCUGCUGGCCUUAGCCUUAUUCGGUCAUUGGGAUCGGUGGCUGUGGUUGUCGCCAUCACCACUAGCGCGAAUCUGAUGCUAUUCUAAAAAAAAAAGCGUUCCUUUCUGAUGCUUCUAUAACAUUAUUAUUGUUGUUAUUUUUUUUUCUUACUUUGUUUUACAUACUCUACAUAUAUUACCUUUUACUGUAUAUCUUAUACUAUUAUUAAUAAUGCUACUUGUGAGUUAUCUCGCUGUCAUCUUUUUUUUUGUAACCUUUUCAAACUUACAAUCCAGUAUAAGAAUCUUUUUUCUGUAAAUGAUGGACACUGUCACUUUUUCUGUCGCAACGAUUAUGUAUGGUUAUGCUCGCGAUUGGCUACGAACAAAACACAGUAAAAGGCCCGUGCACCUGCAACAAAAUGGUCUGAUGACCUUCCAUGCCAC
Zychaea mexicana is the source of this 1680-nucleotide messenger RNA. RefSeq names its product aspartic peptidase domain-containing protein. Gene Ontology annotation, molecular function: aspartic-type endopeptidase activity. The record is from RefSeq and is a predicted model, not a curated record. The coding region runs from base 1 to 1341 and encodes 446 amino acids. Gene Ontology annotation, biological process: proteolysis. The transcript has 2 exons. NCBI's taxonomy places the organism in Eukaryota, Fungi, Mucoromycota, Mucoromycetes, Mucorales, Lichtheimiaceae.